AUGUGGUGCAGAAACACUUUCAUCAUCUGUUUCUCGAUGUUCCUCAUUCUCUGCCUUUAUUGGGGCAUUGUGUUUCGCAUCGAGGAAAAUCUCACUUCCCUCGUCUGUUUUGUUGUCGACUUUGAUGGAAAAUCUGCUCCCUACAACAAUAUCACGCCCCUAGUAGGUCCGGAGGUCACAAAAUUGGCAAACGAGACGCUGUGGAGCCUCACACCAUCAAUCGGAUAUCAAAUACGCGACGCAAACGAGUUCGGGUUCGACCCAAUGAAGGUUCGCGAAGCGGUCUAUCAUUUCAAGGCCUGGUCAGCUAUCAUCAUAAAUCCGAACGCGACAGCUUUACUGCAAGAGGCAGUCUCGAUCGGAAACUCUUCAUACGAUCCAACAGGCGCAGUCCAAAUCAUCACCAUGUCUGGCCGAGAUUCAUUUAUGACGUAUAGCUACAUCUUACCAAGCCUCACGUCUUUCACGUCAAGUCUGACAGAAACAUUCGGCAAAACAUGGGGCGGCAUGGUAAUGGCCAAUGACUCCCUGACAAAGGAGACUCUGCGGCAAGCCGCGAGUGCCGUCAACCCCGGGGUGUCACCUUUGAUGCUAGAUCUCCGGCCGUUCGGGCCGCCUGCGGCAAUUCCGGCAGUUACCUUUGGGCUAAGCUUUCUCAUUGCCCAUCUUGGUUUCACCUAUUACCUUGCAGACGACAUAAAAUGCAUUGUGCCUGAGGGUCAUCCUCCCGUGCACUACUGGCACUACGUCAUACGCAGAUAUUUAUCACUCAUGGCAGCCUACUUCUUCUUGUCGCUGGUCUACUCUCCGGCAGUCCCGCCAGCUCCGGCAGUGGAGGUUGCUAGGAAUCCAAAUGCUUAUGGAAAAGCCUCGUUCAUCGUCUUCUGGCUGUUGAACUUCUUCGGUAUGGCAGCACUUGGAAUGGCGUGUGAAAACAUGGCCAUGAUUAUCGGCCCUCGAUGGGUUGGUUUGUGGUUAACGUUUUGGACUCUCACGAACACGUUGACCGGAUUCUGGCCUCCCGAUAUUGCGCCCGGGUUCUACCGUUGGGCGUAUGCAUGGCCUUAUCAUCAUGUGAUUGAAGGCAGCCGACAGAUUCUAUUCGACUUGCACUCGCGCAUUGGCCUCAACUUUGGCGUCUUGAUUGCGUGGGUGUCGGUUAACACGAUUUUGUUCGUCCCCGCAUGUUAUAUUUUGAGGUGGAAAGAUGAAAAAGAGAUUCGUCGAAAGGAGACAAAACUUCCACACUUUCACUUGCACAGGUAUGAUUUCGAAAAGCAAAUUCCCAAGCAACCGGGAGUUGAGCCGCCAAGACGAAAAGGAUUCCUUAGGGCUUUGUGA
This is a messenger RNA of Colletotrichum scovillei, 1341 nucleotides long. RefSeq names its product MNNG and nitrosoguanidine resistance protein. Lineage: Eukaryota; Fungi; Ascomycota; Sordariomycetes; Glomerellales; Glomerellaceae. Gene Ontology annotation, cellular component: membrane. The record is from RefSeq and is a predicted model, not a curated record. The transcript is spliced from 4 exons. The coding region runs from base 1 to 1341 and encodes 446 amino acids.